This is a messenger RNA of Ilyonectria robusta, 1419 nucleotides long. Its product is annotated as transmembrane amino acid transporter protein-domain-containing protein. Gene Ontology annotation, biological process: amino acid transmembrane transport. Gene Ontology annotation, cellular component: vacuolar membrane. The record is from RefSeq and is a predicted model, not a curated record. Lineage: Eukaryota; Fungi; Ascomycota; Sordariomycetes; Hypocreales; Nectriaceae. Gene Ontology annotation, molecular function: amino acid transmembrane transporter activity. The transcript has 2 exons. The coding region runs from base 1 to 1419 and encodes 472 amino acids.
AUGGGAAUCACCGACUCCGAUUCCGACUCCAAGCCAACGGGCACGCCAACUCCAGCACACGGGCUCGAGCUCGAUGCUGAUCGGAUAGCACGAGUUGACGCGACUUACGACCGAGCCGUUGGCACCGUCACGGACUUUGAGAAACAAAAGACGGCCGAAGGAGAAGCACACUUCCGCCGACUCGGCUGGAAGCGCCUGACUGUCAUCCUCGUCGUCGAAGCCAUCGGCCUUGGCACCUUCAGCCUUCCUGCCGCCUUUGCGACCCUUGGCGUCGUUGCGGGCACCUUCUGCUGCAUUGUCCUAGGACUGCUGGCCAUCUACACCGGGUACAUUGUUGGCAAGGUCUCGGUUGUUUAUCCAUCCAUUCACCACUAUGGCGACAUCGGCGGCCUGCUCAUGGGUCGGUUCGGAGAGGAGCUGUUCGGGUUCCUCUACGUCCUCCAGCUAAUCCUCAUGACAUCGUCCUUUAUGCUCACCGGAACAAUCGCAUUCAAUGUUUUGAGCGACUAUGGGGCCUGCGGCCUGGUCUUUAGCGUUGUCUCGGGCAUUCUGCUGUUCGUCCUAGCCAUUAUGCCUUCAUUCACCGAGGCUGCUAUCCUUGGCUAUCUUGACCUUGUCUCGGUCGUGUCAGCCAUUGGAAUUACCAUCAUCGCCAGCGGCAUAGAGGCCGCAGAUUCCCCAGGAGGUUUGGGCAAUGUCAACUGGUCAGCAUGGCCGGCCCCCGAUGCCACCUUCAAGGACGGCAUGGUGGCUAUCUGCAACAUGUUAUUCGCCUACUGCUUUGCCAUGUUUCUAACACCCUUCAUGUCCGAGAUGCAUACCCCGACCGAUUAUAUGAAGUCAGUCUGGACCCUGGGAAUCAUCGAAAUUGUCGUGUACACAGCCACUGGUGUACUCAUCUACGUCUUUGUCGGCGCCGACGUAGAGAGCCCGUCUCUACUGUCGCUCAGCAGCCUGCUAUCGAAGAUCGCGUUCGGCGUUGCACUGCCCAUCAUAUUUAUCAGCGGUGCCAUCGGGAAUACAGUCACUGCCCGAUACGUUCAUAUUCGGCUCUACAAAGAUUCUGUCACUCGCUUCAUCAACACUCCCAAGGGUUGGAUCACUUGGCUCGCCGUCCUAGCCGCCAUCACUGUCGUCUCGUGGAUUAUUGGUGAAGGCAUCCCCAUUUUCAAUGAUCUUCUUUCGCUCAGCUCGGCCCUCUUUGUAUCUGGAUUUGUGUUGUACUUCCCAGCCAUAAUGUGGUAUAAGCUUCUCUGCGAAGGUCAUUGGUAUGAGAGAAAGAAUCUGUUUCAUGCUUCUGCUUGCUUAUUUGCUUUUCUUUUUGGCCUCCUUGUCCUCUUUGGAGGGACAUACGCCAGUGUCAAGGACAUUCAACACCACUACGCAAUCGGCUCUAUCCGAUCACCCUUCUCUUGCUAA